AAUGUACCCCGUCAUCGGAGGAAAUGGACACGCCGGACGUCUCUUGUAAGUCCAUGGCCGUGGGUGAUUCCGUGUCAGAAGACAUGGCGUGGAGCCUCGUGUGGGGUGUGGGCGGGCUGCUGCUUCUGGUGUGGGCGCUGAGGACGCUGAAUUGGGCGUGGUGGACGCCGAGGCGGCUGGAGCGCGCGCUCCGGGCGCAGGGGCUCAACGGCACCCCCUACCGCUUCCCCAAAGGCGAUCUCAAGGAGAACGUGCGGCUCGCCGAAGAGGCGCUCUCCACGCCCAUGCCUCUCACCCACAACAUCGUCCCUCACGUCCUCCCUUUUCUCCAUCGCGCCAUCGACGAGUACGGCAAGAUAUGCUUCACUUGGUUUGGACCAGUACCCCGAGUGACGAUUAUGGAUCCCGAGUUGGUGAGGGAGGUUCUUUCCAACAAGUUCGGCCACUUUGGUAAGCCCAAAGGAAACCUCCUCGGAAGGUUUCUCGUUAGAGGACUUGUUUCGUACGAAGGCGAAAAGUGGGUGAAACAUAGGAGGAUUAUGAACCCUGCUUUCCAUGUUGAGAAGUUGAAGGUGACUCGUUGCCCCUGUUGGAGAUAAUCUUGUUUGUAGCUUGGUUUGUGUGAA
This is a messenger RNA of Musa acuminata subsp. malaccensis (wild Malaysian banana), 626 nucleotides long. The record is from RefSeq and is a predicted model, not a curated record. NCBI's taxonomy places the organism in Eukaryota, Viridiplantae, Streptophyta, Magnoliopsida, Zingiberales, Musaceae.